Molecule: messenger RNA, 2346 nt
Organism: Pogona vitticeps (central bearded dragon)
Lineage: Eukaryota; Metazoa; Chordata; Lepidosauria; Squamata; Agamidae
Source: RefSeq, a predicted model, not a curated record
AUGGAAGGGUUCCUCUUGACCCUUGUGCACUGGGCACUUGGCUUCCCAUUGUCCGAGGCAGAAGUCUUCAUAUGGUUCCUGAUAGUUCUGGGAUGCUUGAUUUUAGCUGUCCUGACAACAUUCAAAGAAUAUGAAACGGCUUCGGGAAAUUGGCUGUUGCUGUUGGAAACCUUUGCUAUUUUCAUCUUUGGAGCAGAGUUUGCCUUAAGGAUUUGGGCCGCCGGCUGCUGUUGCCGAUACAAAGGAUGGCGAGGGAGGCUGAAGUUUGCCAGGAAGCCCCUGUGUAUGUUGGAUAUCUUCGUACUGAUCGCCUCUGUGCCAGUGGUGGCUGUUGGCAACCAAGGCAACGUCCUGGCUACUUCACUGAGAAGUCUCCGUUUCCUUCAGAUCCUGCGGAUGCUACGGAUGGACAGGAGGGGGGGCACCUGGAAGCUUCUGGGAUCGGCCAUUUGCGCACAUAGCAAAGAGCUCAUCACUGCCUGGUACAUCGGGUUCCUGACACUCAUCCUCUCUUCGUUCCUGGUUUACCUGGUGGAGAAGGAUGUGUUUCAAGAGGACGAGGAUGGGAAACAGACGAAAGAGUUUGAAACCUAUGCAGAUGCACUUUGGUGGGGAUUGAUAACCCUAGCAACCAUCGGCUAUGGUGACAAGACACCCAAAACGUGGGAGGGACGCCUGAUAGCUGCAACAUUCUCUCUCGUUGGAGUUUCAUUUUUUGCCCUCCCAGCCGGCAUUUUGGGCUCAGGGUUGGCUCUGAAGGUACAAGAGCAGCAUCGCCAGAAGCAUUUCGAGAAGAGAAGAAAGCCAGCAGCAGAACUCAUACAGGCUGCCUGGCGGUACUAUGCCACUAAUCCCAACAGGCUGGAUCUCGUGGCUACGUGGAGGUUUUAUGAAUCGGUGGUAUCAUUCCCAUAUUUCAGGAAGGAGCAAGUAGAUGGUACCAGUAAUGUCAUGUUUAGUAGGGAAGCGUUCUUUGGAUCAAGCGUCACCAGAAAACUUAGCCAAAAGCUGGGUCUCUUGGAUCGGGUUCGUGGUACCAAUACUAAAGGAAAGCUAUUUACCCCUCUGAAUGUAGAUGCAAUUGAAGAAAGUCCUUCUAAAGAACCUAAGAGUGUUACAGUCUUGAAUAAUAGAGAGCGUUUUCGCACUGCAUUCCGAAUGAAAGCUUACGCAUUCUGGCAAAGCUCAGAAGAUGCUGGAACCGGGGAGCCUCUGACAGAAGACAGAGGGUACAGCAAUGAAAUCCUCAUGGAAGAUAUGAUCCCCACGUUGAAGGUAGCCAUCCGAGCUGUCAGAAUACUACAGUUCCGCCUGUAUAAGAAGAGAUUCAAGGAAACUUUGAGGCCUUAUGAUGUAAAGGAUGUGAUAGAGCAAUAUUCAGCAGGACACCUUGAUAUGCUUUCCAGAAUCAAAUACCUUCAAGCGAGAAUAGACAUGAUUUUUGCGCCUGGACCUCCGUCUACUCCUAAGCAUAAGAAAUCCCAAAGGGGAGGAACGUUCUCAUACCCUUCACAACAGUCUCCAAGGAAUGAACCCUACAUAGCCAAAGCCUCCACGACAGAUCCUGAAGACCAAAGUAUGAUGGGCAAAUUUGUCAGAGUUGAAAGACAGGUCCAUGACAUGGGGAAGAAACUGGAUUUUUUAGUUGAUAUGCACAUGCAGCAUAUGGAGCAACUGCAGGUCCGAGUCAGUGAAGUGUGCCCUUCGAAAGAGAUGACAUCCCCCGCUGAAGAUAAUAGAUAUUCUGAACUCAAAUCCAUCAUCUACAAAUACUCUGAGCCUUCCAUUCGUGAGAUGCCUACAAGCUUCCACCAUGUCCCGGUGAACAAAGUUCCUCCCUUUGGAUUCUCAACCCAGGACCACAGUAACGGUCCGUUUUCAUUACCAUUGGGUAGUCAGAACUCGAGUCGGUGGCAGGGCAUGCCCUUUGCGACUUCGUAUGCGGAAAGGCCAACCGUUUUGCCUAUACUUACUUUCAUGGACCCUCCGCUGUCCUACCGGUCACCCACGGGAGACCUCCGGAGCCCACACUCCGACAGGAUCUCUUUGAGGCAGAAACACAGCGUGACAAGAGACAGCGAUACCCCGUUAUCCCUCCUCUCGGUCAACCCCGAGGAGCUUGAACGUUCACCAAGUGGAUUCAGCAUCUCGCAAGACAAAGAUGAUUUCCUUUUUGGACCAAACGGAGGGUCAAGUUGGAUGAAAGAAAAACGCUACUUAGCCGAGGGUGAAACGGACACCGAUAGCGAUCCGUUCACCCCCAGCGGUUCCAUGCCUUUGUCUUCAACGGGAGACGGGAUUUCCGAUUCCGUAUGGACCCCUUCCAACAACGGCGCCAACAUGUAA